UUUCACUUCAUGUGGAAAACCCACCAUUUCCAGGAGACUAAGUCGCUCAUCCACAUCUUGCACUUCAAGAUAGCAGAACAUCAGCAGUCUCAACCAGAAGUAUUGUCCCGUUAUCCACAAUCCAACAUCUGAGGUACCAGCUCACCUCAGCUUACCAUGGCCUUCACGAUGCACUCCCACUCGGGCCAGUUCUGCCCUGGCCACGCCAAAGACGAACUCGAGGACAUUAUCCUCCAGGCCGUCAGGAUCGGCUACAGCACAAUCGGCCUAACAGAACACAUGCCGCGCACCGACCUAUCCGAUCUCUACCCAGAAGAGCUCCUCCCCUCCCCCAAAUCAUCUCUCGCGGCCCUCAUGCCCCGCCACGAAACCUACCUCGCCGAAGCCGCCCGUCUGCAGGCAAAAUACGCCUCCCAGAUCCACAUUCUGAUUGGGUUUGAAGGGGAAUGGAUCCGCCCGGCUUAUGGCCCCCUCAUCCACUCGCUCGCCGCGCACCCGGCCGUGGACUACUUCAUCGGCUCGAUCCACCACACGCGGGGGAUCCCUAUCGACUUUGAUGCGGCCAUGUACGCUCAAGCGGUCCAGGCAUGUGGCGGUGAAGAAAGGCGGUUGUUCGAGGCGUAUUUUGACGAGCAGUUUGAGAUGCUGCAGGCGGUCCGGCCGAGGGUUGUGGGGCAUUUCGAUCUGGUGAGGCUGUUUAGUGCCGAGCCGGGGAGGGAGUUGAGGAAAGAAUGGAAGGGCGUGUGGGAGAGGGUGGUGAGGAAUUUGGAGUUUGUCAGGGGGUAUGGCGGGUGGUUGGAGUGCAACACCAGCGGGCUGAGGAAGGGGCUCGCCGAGCCGUAUCCGAAGAGGGAGAUUGCGGAGGAGUGGCUGAGGAUGGGCGGGAGGUUUACGGUUUCGGAUGAUAGCCAUGGGAUGGCGCAGGUCGGGACGAAUUAUUGGAAGGGGCUGGAGUAUUUGGAGGGGCUAUGGGUGCGGGAGGUGUGGACGUUGGAGAGGAGGCAGCCGGAAAUAGAGGGCGGAGAGAGACAGUUGGUCGAGAAGGCGGUGUCGAUCGACGACUUCAAGGCGAGCCUGAAGCUGCAGCCCUGACUGAGGAGGGAAGUUCACAGGCGGAGGCCUUUUGCACGCUGUGUUUGGGUUGAGGGAGAGCCAGGGAAUUUGUGUCCUUCAGUGUCAGCUCUAAAUGAGGUAUGUUCAGGUCAUAGGUUUCGGGUUUCCAUGUUUUAGACUUAGAACCCAACUGUUGCAUGUAGCAAUACCCCAAGCCGGUUACUAC
Parathielavia appendiculata is the source of this 1279-nucleotide messenger RNA. RefSeq names its product histidinol phosphate phosphatase H. The transcript has 3 exons. The record is from RefSeq and is a predicted model, not a curated record. NCBI's taxonomy places the organism in Eukaryota, Fungi, Ascomycota, Sordariomycetes, Sordariales, Chaetomiaceae. Gene Ontology annotation, biological process: L-histidine biosynthetic process. Gene Ontology annotation, molecular function: histidinol-phosphatase activity. Gene Ontology annotation, cellular component: cytoplasm. The coding region runs from base 157 to 1092 and encodes 311 amino acids.